UUUGAUUGGAUGCUAAAUGCUUCUCGAUGCAGACACCCUUGCGACAAACAGCGCGCUUAGCGACAACUUUGACUUUCUUGAGACCUCUUAGGUUCCAGUACGCCGUGCAUCAUGCAGCCCCCGGAAAGGGCGAAACGGGGGUCUGCCAGGCUGCCAGCAGCCACAGCGUAGCAUUGGAUGUAUUCGUCCAUGCAUCUCGUGCUUUCAAAUGGAAAUGGAAGGCCACGCGGAACGCCCCGUGACUGAAACCAACACUAAACCAGUUGCGGAAGCCGCCCGUCACCUGCCCCGAGUGGGCCUUUCCAUCCCUCAUUAUUCAUUAUUCAUUAUUCAUUGCUUCCCAAAGCUCCCUCUGACCUCAGCUGCGCCGCUCUCCGAACGGAAUCCUACCAUUCUCGGUGCAUUGUGCAAGUGUGUCACCGUCUACAGCGUCUUUUCGUCUUCGGUUUAUUUCAUUUCAUCAGACACCAUUAGGGUGGUGUGCAUACCCUGGUAAUAAUUCCAAGUUCGACGAACCUCUCAGCUAAUUACUGCCGAUAUUGCCCGCCUAAACCGCUCACGGGGUACGAGCUACAUACAACGUACAACGUCUUCCAGCUUCGGCUUUUCCCCUAUCGAACGCCCUUCCCGUUACGUAUGACCAUUACUUGAUUCUUCACUGCAGCAAUCCGGCCAAUCCUUGUUCUUUUGAUUCCAGCCUUCAACACACACACACACAUAACUAUGUCCGAGUCAGCAAAUACCUCCAAACCGAGUAGUAGUGUCAAGCUUGUGCUCCUAGGAGAGGCAGCUGUUGGGAAGUCGUCGCUCGUUCUUCGAUUUGUCAAUAAUGACUUUCAAGAAAAUAAAGAGCCGACUAUAGGAGCUGCUUUCCUAACCCAAAAAUGCUCCCUCCCUACACGCACGAUCAAGUUCGAGAUCUGGGAUACUGCCGGCCAGGAACGAUUUGCGUCACUUGCUCCUAUGUACUAUCGCAAUGCCCAAGCUGCGCUCGUUGUCUACGACAUCACAAAACCGUCAUCUCUACUCAAAGCAAAACAUUGGGUCGCUGAACUCCAGCGACAAGCAAGUCCUGGGAUAGUCAUCGCACUCGUCGGUAAUAAGCUGGACUUGGCCAACGACAGCAAGGAUUCCACUGGCGAAUCACCUGCAGAUGGUGAGGGCGAGUCAGCAGGAUCUGAUGGAGGAGAGGCUGCCGGCGAGGGCACAGAGGAGCAAGACACCGCCACUCCUGAUGCCCGGAAAGUAACAACCGCGGAGGCGAGCGCAUAUGCGGAGGAAGAGAGCCUUCUGUUUUACGAAACCAGUGCCAAGACCGGUGUUAAUGUCGCCGAGGUGUUCACCGCCAUCGCCAACGCGAUCCCAGAGAGCAGCUUGAAGAGUGGCCGAGCCGGUGCAGGGACGGGCCAAACUGGUCUAGGCGGACGACCGGGAGAGGAUUCGAGGGUCAAUCUUGGAGACCGAACCAAUGCCGAAGCCAAAGAGGGCUGUGCUUGUUAAUAGUCUGGCCGAGCCUAGAACUUGUUACGGAUUGAUACAGUGUUUCUAGACGGAUUGCCGUCAUCAGCUUGCCACGCCCACAUACAAUGUCGGGGAUUGCGUCGCCAUCUGGAGCAGUGGCAUAUGUGAGCUUCUUGUAAUUCUUUCAGUUCGUUCAAGGCGUCUUGCGAAUUUCUGAUUUCUGUCUUAAUCCUUUCCAAUGAAACUUCCAAGUUAUGAAUUGUCUGUUCUUGUUUUUUCCCCCCCUUCUGUUUCCAGGGUGACCCUUCGCGAUUUGGUUUCGAGGAUAUAUUGAGUCGGAGAGAGAUAGGAGCUAGUGAAGACAUUAAUAGAAAAGGACCUCAAGGUAGCAGCAGCAGC
Molecule: messenger RNA, 1860 nt
Organism: Monascus purpureus
Lineage: Eukaryota; Fungi; Ascomycota; Eurotiomycetes; Eurotiales; Aspergillaceae
Source: the annotation of a GenBank genome assembly